CCGCCCCGGCCAGGCGCCCCCUGCAGCAUGGCGUGGAACACCAACCUCCGCUGGCGGCUGCCGCUCACCUGCCUGCUCCUCCAGGUGGUCAUGGUGGUUCUCUUCGGUGUGUUUGUGCGCUACGAUCCCGAGGCCGACGCCCACUGGAAGGAGAAGAGGCGCGGGAACAUCUCCAGCGACGUGGAGAAUGACUUCUAUUAUCGCUACCCGAGCUUCCAGGACGUGCACGUGAUGAUCUUCGUGGGCUUCGGCUUCCUCAUGACCUUCCUGCAGCGCUACGGCUUCAGCGCCGUUGGCUUCAACUUCCUGCUGGCGUCCUUCGGCAUCCAGUGGGCCCUGCUCAUGCAGGGCUGGUUCCACUCCUUCCACAACGGCUACAUCUUCAUCGGCGUGGAGAACCUCAUCAAUGCGGAUUUCUGCGUGGGCUCUGUCUGUGUGGCCUUUGGGGCGAUCCUGGGCAAAGUCAGCCCUGUGCAGCUGCUCAUCAUGACUCUCUUCCAAGUGACCCUCUUCUCAGUGAAUGAGUUCAUUCUCCUCAACCUGCUGCAGGUGAAGGACGCAGGGGGCUCCAUGACCAUCCACACAUUUGGUGCCUACUUUGGGCUCACAGUGACUUGGAUCCUCUACCGACCCAACCUAGAGCGGAGCAAGGAGAGGCAGAGUUCUGUGUACUCCUCGGACCUCUUUGCCAUGAUUGGCACCCUCUUCCUUUGGAUGUACUGGCCCAGCUUCAACUCGGCUGUGUCCAACCACGGGGAUGCCCAGCACCGAGCUGCCAUCAACACCUACUGCUCCUUGGCAGCCUGUGUGCUCACGUCGGUGGCGAUGUCCAGUGCCCUGCAGAAGAAGGGCAAGCUGGACAUGGUGCACAUCCAGAACGCCACGCUGGCGGGAGGGGUGGCUGUGGGCACGGCCGCCGAGAUGAUGCUCAUGCCCUAUGGCUCCCUCAUCGUCGGCUUCAUCUGCGGCAUAGUCUCCACCCUGGGCUUUGUGUACCUGACGCCAUUCCUGGAGUCCCGGCUGCGGAUCCAGGACACGUGUGGCAUUCACAACCUGCACGGCAUGCCUGGCAUCAUUGGUGGCAUCGUGGGGGCUGUGACAGCGGCCUCCGCCAGCACCGAAGUGUAUGGGCAGGAAGGGCUUGUUCACGCCUUUGACUUUCAAGGUUCCAAGAAGAAUUGGUCACCAAGCAUGCAGGGUGGCUUCCAGGCUGCUGGCAUCUUUGUGUCCCUGGCCAUGGCCCUGGUGGGUGGCGCCAUUGUGGGUAUCAUUUUGAAAUUGCCAGUAUGGGGACAACCUGCUGACGAGAACUGCUUUGAGGAUGCAGUCUACUGGGAGGUACCCAAGGACCAGGAGCACACUGCCUACCACCCUGAGGACUCCACCCUCAAGCCCGUGGCAUCCUGAGCUCCCCAGGCCAGUGAGAGGCAGGCUCCACAGACCGUUUUGGGCCUCCAGAAGGAGCUGGUGCUGGCCUGGCUGGAAACACGAGCGAGGCCAGCAUCAGUCUGUUUGCUGGUCCAGCCCCACGUGCCUCCAUCCCUCUCCCCUUUAUCCAAGGGGCCUGCCUGAGAAUGGAGGAGGAGGAGUCACAGACAAAGUGGGCAUCCGCCCAGGUUCUGGCUGCAGAAGGCCUGCCACUUGGGGCUCCUGUGGCCACAUCCUGAGACCAGCAGUCCACGAGUGAAGCAGGGACUUGAGGAUGGACCUGAGCCCUCCGAGGGGACAACUUAACUGCCAGUCACUGCCUGCUGGGCUCUUCUACCCCCUGCCUACCCCUCAACCAGCACCUCUGAUGUUUCCUAGACCACCAGACCUCUCUGUGCCAUGCAGAUGGUGAUCUCUGUGAAUAAACAGCCUUAGUGUUCUUUUUAGAAUGGCUGUGAAUGCUCCAACAGGGCUGGUUUGAAAAAGCAAAGGACCCAAGAGACCUGGUCUCCUGCCCCAGCUCUGACACCCCACCCCAACCCCAAGCUGCCACCCACACUGCAUGGAAAACCAUCCCAAGCCGAAGAAGAGACCAGGAUCCUAGAGCCUGCUUCCAGCCUAGGGGUCUUUCCACAAGGCCCUUCCUUGCCUGCACAUGCCCCUCCCAAUUUCAAGGGCAGGGUGGGGUUAGGGAGGGCUCCUUCAGCCCCUCAGCCCUUUCCUCCUUCCUCCUGCAAGCCAGCCCUGCACUCCCUCCACAGUGGGGGAAGGCUUCCCUUUAGAUCUCCCAUCACUUAUAGAGCCCCUGGCUCCAUGCCUGUCACCACCCUGGGCAGAGAACACACAGUUCCUGCCCCCAGGGGGCUCAUGGUCUAGCUGGGGGAUACCCAAUAACCUUGCUGAACUCUGACAACUGUGGCUGGAGAAGCAUUCGGUGCCUGGGUAGCUCCCCAAUGUGGGGCCACCUGAGCAGGGUUUUGGAGGCUGAAUAGGAGUUUCCCAGAAGGAUGGCAGACGCACUGCAUGGGCAGAGACCCAUGGCAGGGAUUAACAUGGUGAGGUUUGCCAUAGCUAGAAGAGAAGUGAAGCAAAGUGUGAUGGCUGGAGAAUAAGACACAGAAUCCAGAUCCUUUGUGGAGCAAAGACUCCUGAGUAGAAGAGGUGAGGGGAGAGGAAGGGGCAGGGGUCUCCUGCCUCCCCCACCCCACAAUUCACAAACACGCAAACACACUGAGGGCUUCAUUUCCUUUACCAGAGGAAGGGAGAGAAGAGGAGGGGAGGAGAGAGCUGAAAUGCAACCUAUUCAUGUUCGUGCAAUGUAACACCCCUCAUUUUCCAUGCUGGGUAAAGACAAAAACCCUUUACAACCUGUUUCUGGAACUUGUCAGCAGCUGCCAAGAGGAGCAUGUUAAUUAAACGUCGGCAAAGAUGGAAGCCGGAGGCCCCGACUCUAAUUGGACAGUUUGCUUCACCGGAUUGAAAAACAUUGUGACAAAGGAGGAGGUGCGCGGCGGCUCGGCAGGGGUGCGGCGUGGCGGGGAGGGGAGCGGCGGCUUUGAUUUCAGCUGAUCCCUCCCCGGGCUUCCCUCCCCCGGCGGGGCCGGACCAGCCCAGCUGGGCACGCCCACGAGGGCCUGGCGGGGGCCCCGCGGGGCGGGGAGCGGGUGCUGCGCCGAGGGGGCGCUCCCGAAGCCUGACCAGCUACAGCGCGCGGACUGUCCCGCUAAGAGCAUUGCACCCAACCGCGGGCCGGGCCAGGCCAAGAGGACUCUGGAGCGGGCCCCAGUCGAGGGCGGGGGCAGGCCAGUUGCCUCCUGGCAAUACCGAGGCUGCACUGGGAGCCCAGCCCCAGCC
Molecule: messenger RNA, 3282 nt
Organism: Choloepus didactylus (southern two-toed sloth)
Lineage: Eukaryota; Metazoa; Chordata; Mammalia; Pilosa; Megalonychidae
Gene: RHCG
Product: Rh family C glycoprotein
Exons: 11
Coding region: 28-1407 (459 amino acids)
Biological process (GO): ammonium homeostasis; ammonium transmembrane transport
Cellular component (GO): basolateral plasma membrane; plasma membrane; apical plasma membrane
Molecular function (GO): ammonium channel activity
Source: RefSeq, a predicted model, not a curated record